Molecule: messenger RNA, 4238 nt
Organism: Glossina fuscipes
Lineage: Eukaryota; Metazoa; Arthropoda; Insecta; Diptera; Glossinidae
Product: ras guanine nucleotide exchange factor M
Exons: 7
Coding region: 906-3518 (870 amino acids)
Biological process (GO): Ras protein signal transduction; positive regulation of GTPase activity
Cellular component (GO): plasma membrane
Molecular function (GO): guanyl-nucleotide exchange factor activity
Source: RefSeq, a predicted model, not a curated record
AAGAUCAUUAAAUAUAAAUUAAAACAAACAAAGCCCACACGAACACUUGUUUAAAAUUGUUUGGUUUUGUUUGUCUGCCUUUAAAGUGACGAUUGCGCGUUUACAAAAAGAAAAAAGGAAAAAAAAGAAAGAAUUUAAUGCUUCUUAUAAGCGUACUCGUAAGGCAGAGGGAUGAAAAUAUUGUUGUAAGGAGGAGAGGAUAGAUAUACGAGAAGAAAGUGGAAAAUUCUGCGUAGAGCAAACCGGUCACAACACAUAGAAAAACCGUGAAGAAAAUACUAUAUACAAACAAGAAUUUUUCAACGCAAAAAAAACUGUAUAAAGAAAAUGUCGUUAGGAAGAAAAACGCUGAGUAGUAUGAAAUUUAAAUAAAAAGUUGUUAAAAGAAAGUUGAAAGUAUAGUUAACAACCUUGCGUUGUUUAAAAACGAAUAAACAAAAAAAAAAGGAAAAAUUAAGUUAUUAAGAGUCGGGUGAGGUUUUAUAAGAUUCCCGAUUGCUUAAGUAAACAGUGAAAAGUAUGGAAAAUUUGGAAGAAAAAUUCAUUUGUGAAAAUUCACACUGAAGAGAAACGUUGAAGGAAAAAAAAAAAAAUAUAUAUAAUAUGAACCGGCUAUCCAAAGUGCCAAAUUUAUUUUUUACUUUACAAAGUAUGUGUAUACACAUAUAUAAAUAAGGAUAUAUACGCUACCUCCACAGUAAAUCGUUAUGUCCAUUUUUCCCGUAAAGACUUUUUUAAAGAUUGAUGAAAGGAAGCCGAAUAUGUGAUAUAAGCCGGAAAAGCAUUAAUUUUAAUUUGUCAUCUUCUCGGUAAAGGAAACGGAAAACACUAGAAAAAAGAAGGCGUACCUCGCCUAUAAAAAACGUGGACCAAUCCAAGAUAGAUAAUUAGCGAAUAGAUUGCCAAUGUCGAAUAACGGCUUAAAUAACGCCACAAAUGGGCGCAAUAGUGCCAAUAAUAAUAGCAGUAACAAUAGUCAAAAGCCACAAAAUAGUAAAAGUGCCAGUGCAACAACCGUACAACAUCAUCCUCAUCACCAUCUCGGCUCGAUUAAUACAAAUGUUAACGCACACAACACCAAGUCAAUUAAUUUAAAAGGUGUAGAUGGAAAAACUAAACCGAUUAUAACAACACUGCCCGACAAAACGAAACAGCACACGACAGCAACGGCCAUAACUCAGAAUCAUUCACCAGCUGUAACCAGUACAACAACAACAACAACAGCAACAACAACAACGACAACGCAAUACAGGACCAAUAGCAAUAUUAAUCAAAUUCUUAAAAAUGUUAAUACAACAGCAAUCGCACCUACAUUCUCCAGUGGCAGUGGUAACGUAGCGAGAGGAAAUACUAUUAAUAAAAUUGCAGUACACCGACGUGAUACCUCCAGUGUAAAUGGGCAGGCAGGACAGCAAAAUUUACAACAAAGCCUUCGUGAUCCCAAUAGAUAUCGUUACGUUAAGCCGCAGACUUUUUUGACAAGUGUCCAGGCGUUGGAAAGUAGUAUAAAUGAUGUGGUUGAUAAAGUGGGAGAGACUGGAAGACUAAACAAUGACUCACACACCUUGGUUUAUUAUGAGGAUAAUUUAAUAUCUGGCAGUUUGGAGGCUUUAAUUGAGCAUAUGGUGCCUACACACGACUACUAUCCCGACAAAAUCUAUAUUUUCUCAUUUUUGCUAAGUGCCAGAUUAUUCAUAAGACCCCACGAGUUGCUAGCGAAAAUAUCACAAACUUGGGAGAGACAACAGCAGCAGCAGCAACAACAAUCCAAUGCGGUAACUUGUGCACUAAUUAGUAGCGAUCAGGUUGAUGAUGCGGGACAUUUCAGUUACAUGUCUCUCUCAAACAAUUCGGCGUCGCCGCUAAGUCAACACAAAUCUGACCGCAACGAAAAACAAUUAUUGUCGCCGUCACCUCCACCACCAUUACCACAACAACACCAACAGCAACAACAACAACAUCAAAAGCAACAACAACAACAACGAACCCACACCCAAAAAUCUGCACAAAAUUGCAUACGUUUACUAGCCGAAUGGAUAGAAACAUUUCCAUAUGAUUUUCGCGAUGAACGCUUAAUGCAACAGGUACGCAUUCUAACGCGCAAAUGUGUAUAUAUAGACAAUUCAUUGGGCAAGCAGGUAUCACGUAUUUUGCAAUUGCUGGUACAACGCCUAACUGCUUUGGAAAAAUAUGAAGAAUUUCUACAAACACUAUUGCAAAGUGAUUUUAAUAAUGCGACAUCAAGCCAGCAGUCAUCGCAUUAUAGUACUUCCGCUUCGGCUUCAUAUAAUAGUUCAUCAGGUAUUAACGCACAUAACUCACUUAGUAAAGCGGCGGUUCAUGUUCUGAAUAGCCAUCAUCAUCAACAAAUGCCACAUCAUCAACAUUAUUAUGAUGGUCAUCAGAAAGCCGUAUACCUGGCCCAUUCUCAUUUGGCUAAUCUCUCUUCAUCAACAAAUCCUGCUUCUUAUGCAAACUCUUCCUUCACUUCGUCCGCUUCUAGUGCUGGCGUUUCCUCAACAGAUUCCACAAAUAGUCAUGACGUUUUCGGUAUUAUGGAUUUGUGUUCAAGUUGCGCUCAGUUGGCCCAUCAGUUAACCGCCAUCGAACUCGAACGUCUCUCUCAUAUAGGUCCAGAGGAGUUUGUACAGGCUUUCGCCAAAGAAUAUCAUAAUGCAAUGGCGACUACUAAUACUGCAACAAUAUCGAAUAAACAGCAGUCAGCAACGGACUCUACCCAGCUAAUGAGUUGCUCUUCCUUAAAUGAUAUGAAAAAAACGAGAAAUCUAGAAUCCUAUGUGGAAUGGUUUAAUCGCUUAAGCUAUUUAACAGCCAGUGAGAUUGUUAAGUAUCCUAAAAAGAAGCAACGUGUACGUAUUAUAGAAUAUUGGAUUGAAACGGCCCGUGAAUGUUUCAACAUUGGCAACUUUAAUAGUCUGAUGGCGAUAAUAGCUGGUCUAAAUUUAUCGCCGAUCUCUCGACUAAAGAAAACCUGGUCGAAAGUUCAAUCAGCCAAAUUUUCAGUGUUGGAGCAUCAAAUGGAUCCCACAUCAAAUUUCAAUAGCUAUCGCUCGACGUUGAAAGCGGCAAUGUGGCGCUCCGAAGGUGCCACCGAAGAACGCGAACGCAUAAUCAUUCCAUUUUUUAGUUUAUUUGUAAAAGAUUUAUACUUUCUCAACGAAGGAUGCUCGAAUAGGAAAAACAUUCUUUUUCCCAGACUACCUAAUAAUCAUAUCAAUUUUGAGAAAUGCUCUCAAUUGGCCAAACAAGUGAUGGAAUUUAAUGAAUGGAAGAAAGUUAAGUGUCCCUUCGAAAAGCUGCCUCAUGUUAUUGCAUAUUUACAAAACAGUCUGGUUUUAAAUGAAAACACCUUGUCUAUGUCUUCAUUUGAAUGCGAACCACCCGAGAAUACAGAGGAGAAAGAUCGAUAUAAAACGGUGAAAGCUGAAACAAAACAGCAGCUUCUACAGCAAUUGCAGGAACAACAGUUACAACAACAACAGCAACAGCAGCAGUAACACUAGUUGACGCGUUUCGAGCAAUAAGAAUGAAUUUGACAUCAAAAGAGCACAAGCCGUGUAAGGUAUAAAAAGAAAAAAGCAAUAUUACUAUUGAACACCUACCUACUGGCUUAAAUCCUUGUACUAAUAGUCAGUGUGUAAAAAGUAUUCGGAAAUGUACGAUUAACUCAAAAAACAGCUUUAAACAUAUUGAGUAAAACAUUACGCUCUAAUCUCUGGUCCUCGCCAAAAUGUAUGCAGGUAUAGGCCAACGUUAUUAGUAACGUUAGUAUUUCGAACACCCACCAACAACCGAAUGGAAAGCCGGACAUAAGGAAACCGCAGUCAGAGUCUCAAUAGUAUAUAUACACCUUACUUGGUUUAAUUCUUUACUGGCAUUUUAAAUUCUCUGUGAGUGCAUACGAUUUCUGUGGCAGAUAAUUGUCAAUAAACCUCACAUCGACAUUGGUAAGAUGAUUGCAUUCAAAAACUCAAUAUGUUUACCGGAAAUUUUAUCACAAGUUUCUAGCUCUGUUCUUGUCCGUUACGUCCUUCUUUUUUCUUCCUCCCCUAUACUUUUGUGCCCAUUAUGUAUAUAUACACUCAGUUACAAAGAAAAUUACACUCAUUUAAAAAACAAGCUUGCCAUACGAUAUCUUUUUUAAGAAUGUUUUUUUUUUACAAAGAAAUACAACUAAUUAAAAAAAAAAAAAAAUUUAUUUAAAAAGGUAUUAUAAA